UGCUGGACAAGAUCAGCAGAGAGGCAAGCUUCAAAAUUAAGAACAAGAUAUUUAAAAGCAGUGAUGAGACAAGAUGUCGGAUAUUUUGAUUUGCAUGUUACCAGCACUGCCGAGGUUAUUACAAGUGUCUCAAGCGACAGUCUUGUCAUUCAAGAUGUCAUUAGUGAAAAGGUUCCAGUCUUUGUGAUGAACUUAGCAACUUUCUUUGGAUCCUACAUAGUGGGAUUCAUAUUGCUUUGGAGGCUAGCCAUUGUAGGAUUUCCCUUCAUCUUGCUUCUCAUCAUCCCAGGUUUAAUGUACGGAAGGGCUCUUAUGAGCAUUGCAAGAAAGACCAGGGACGAGUACAAUAAAGCUAGUACAGUAGUGGAACAGGCAAUUUCUUCAGUUCGGACAGUUUAUUCUUUUGUUGGAGAAAGAAAAACAAUUGCUGAGUACUCUUCUGCUCUUCAAGGGACUGUUGCAUUGGGAUUAAAACAGGGUUUGGCUAAAGGAUUAGCCAUUGGAAGUAAUGGCGUGGUUUUUGCAAUUUGGUCCUUCAUGGCUUAUUAUGGGAGCAGAUUGGUCAUGUACCAUGGGGCUCAAGGUGGCACUAUUUUUGCAGUCGGAGCCUGCAUCACCAUCGGCGGAUUGUGAGUAUCUUCAACUUUU
This is a messenger RNA of Olea europaea var. sylvestris, 648 nucleotides long. RefSeq names its product ABC transporter B family member 15-like. Gene Ontology annotation, biological process: transmembrane transport. Bases 64 to 633 code for a protein of 189 amino acids. NCBI's taxonomy places the organism in Eukaryota, Viridiplantae, Streptophyta, Magnoliopsida, Lamiales, Oleaceae. Gene Ontology annotation, molecular function: ATP binding; ABC-type transporter activity. Gene Ontology annotation, cellular component: membrane. The transcript has 2 exons. The record is from RefSeq and is a predicted model, not a curated record.